CACACAAGGGAGGAACCCUACAAGUGUAACCAAUGUUCAUAUUCUUGUGCUCAGAAAGGUCAUCUCACAAUACAUAUGAGGACUCACACCGGAGAGAAACCCUACAAGUGUAAUGAAUGUUCAUAUACUUGCUCUGUUAAAUCAAAUCUUGUCCAACACCAACGUACUCACACAGGAGAGAAACCCUACAAUUGUAACGAAUGUUCAUAUUGUAGUGCUCAUAAAGGUCACCUCACAGCGCAUAUGAGGACUCACACGGGAGAGAAACCCUACAAGUGUAACCAAUGUUCUUUUCACAGUGCUCAAAAAAGUGAUCUCAAGAAACAUAUGAGGACUCAUACGGGAGAGAAACCAUACAAGUGUAAAGAAUGUCCAUAUUGUAGUGCUAAGAAAGAUGAUCUCAUGAAACAUAUGAGGACUCACACCGGAGAGAAACCCUACAAGUGUAAUGAAUGUUCAUAUACUUGCUCUGUUAAAUCAAAUCUUGUCCAACACCAACGUACUCACACAGGAGAGAAACCCUACAAGUGUAACGAAUGUUCAUAUUGUAGUGCUCAGAAAAGUCGACUCACAUUACAUUUAAUAAAGACUCACACGGGAGAGAAACCCUAUAAGUGCAAGGAAUGUUCAUUUGCUUGCUCUGUUCAAUCAAGUCUUGUCCAACACCAACGUAUUCACACAAGGGAGGAACCCUACAAGUGUAACCAAUGUUCAUAUUCUUGUGCUCAGAAAGGUCAUCUCACAAUACAUAUGAGGACUCACACCGGAGAGAAACCCUACAAGUGUAAUGAAUGUUCAUAUACUUGCUCUGUUAAAUCAAAUCUUGUCCAACACCAACGUACUCACACAGGAGAGAAACCCUACAAUUGUAACGAAUGUUCAUAUUGUAGUGCUCAUAAAGGUCACCUCACAGCGCAUAUGAGGACUCACACGGGAGAGAAACCCUACAAGUGUAACCAAUGUUCUUUUCACAGUGCUCAAAAAAUUGAUCUCAAGAAACAUAUGAGGACUCAUACGGGAGAGAAACCAUACAAGUGUAAAGAGUGUCCAUAUUGUAGUGCUAAGAAAGAUGAUCUCAAGAAACAUAUGAGGACUCACACCGGAGAGAAACCCUACAAGUGUAAUGAAUGUUCAUAUACUUGCUCUGUUAAAUCAAAUCUUGUCCAACACCAACGUACUCACACAGGAGAGAAACCCUACAAGUGUAACGAAUGUUCACAUUGUAGUGCUCAUAAAGGUCACCUCACAGCGCAUAUGAGGACUCACACGGGAGAGAAACCCUACAAGUGUAACCAAUGUUCUUUUCACAGUGCUCAAAAAAUUGAUCUCAAGAAACAUAUGAGGACUCAUACGGGAGAGAAACCAUACAAGUGUAAAGAGUGUCCAUAUUGUAGUGCUAAGAAAGGUGAUCUCAAGAAACAUAUUAUGAGGACUCACAGUUCACACGGGAGAGAAACCCUACAAGUGUAA
Messenger RNA from Bolinopsis microptera, 1470 nucleotides. RefSeq names its product zinc finger protein 84-like. The record is from RefSeq and is a predicted model, not a curated record. Bases 76 to 1470 code for a protein of 464 amino acids. The transcript has a single exon. NCBI's taxonomy places the organism in Eukaryota, Metazoa, Ctenophora, Tentaculata, Lobata, Bolinopsidae.